Messenger RNA from Drosophila mojavensis, 709 nucleotides. RefSeq names its product defense protein l(2)34Fc (gene l(2)34Fc). The transcript is spliced from 3 exons. The coding region runs from base 112 to 591 and encodes 159 amino acids. The record is from RefSeq and is a predicted model, not a curated record. Gene Ontology annotation, molecular function: oxidoreductase activity, acting on metal ions. NCBI's taxonomy places the organism in Eukaryota, Metazoa, Arthropoda, Insecta, Diptera, Drosophilidae.
AGAUAUAUAUUUAUUUGUUUUGGUAUAAAUAGGCAGCUGUGGUAGAAUUUUCAGUUCAUUUGAAGUUUUUCUUUUGUGCCGUGUGGAUUUUUAGUCUAUCUAAACGACACCAUGUUCCGUUUGCUGCUAAUUGCCGCAUUUCUCGCUGUUAGUGUGCACGCCUACUCAGAGGGUGCACCAAAGGCCGCUUGCCGUGAUCUGACCCCACAGCAUGGAGCUGAGCUGCAGACCAAGAAGCCGCCAUAUAGCUUCUCAGGUCCCUCACAUGUGCGUGGCGAUCAGAAGCUGACACUAACACUGGGUGGCGAUCAGUUCCUGGGCUUCCUGAUUCAAGCGCGCGACGGUCAGAAUCGUGUGGUGGGUCAGUUCAAGGUGGUGGACACGCAACACUCACAAACCCUAGACUGCUCGGGACCACAAGAUUCCUUGACCCAUUUGAACGCCGUCAAGGGCAGCCCUCUGAGCGGCGUUACCUUCGACUGGAUCCCACCAGCAGGCUACAAGGGCAAUGUCAAAUUCAUGGCUACAGUGGUGCAGACUGGAUUUGUCUAUUGGGUGGGUCGCGUCACCAAGGACAUUGAUGUGGAGUAAACUGUUUUUUUCAAAUUUAUUUUAAAUUUUUUUAUUUCCGAAUGUGUUCUUGCUAUUUUUUUCUAACAUUCUUAUUAUUUUGUCCAUUUGAAGGCUAAUGGAAUUUUUGUGAUACAUA